GCUGAAGGGUGCCUUCAGGAUGGUCAGACUAUGUCCGAAAACAUGACUGCGGACUUCGCGUCAGCUAUGUGGUGCGCCCUUUCGACGAACGAAGCGUGUGACACUUUCUCAACUGGCUCGCAUCUUUUUGUCUAGAUGAUCCGUAGACAUGGUUGGCGUUCGGAAGCCAUGUGUGGUGAGGCAGCUCCUGGUACUCACCGACGAAUUUUUCCGGCGCCGAAAACCGAGACUCCCGGCGAGUUGUGGAAGCAAAUGGCUCAGACUGAUCAUCAGUCCACUUCAGCGGUUCCUACGUUUGCUUUUCCGAAUGCUGGCCUACGUUGGUACGGGUCGGCAACUGGUGUGGUAAUUAAUACGCCAAUGAAACAUACCAUUCACCUAGAAGCACCGUUCUGUUGGUGCAUUUGUUGUGGAGGUGCGUAAAUGGUGUGUAUACACAUGCCAUGAAUAAAUGCCGAGUGCUGGGUUGGUACCUGUUGCCUGUUAUGCAGAAGUGAAUUCAAGCGCAGAUUUGCGUAUUUUCGC
Messenger RNA from Paraphaeosphaeria sporulosa, 525 nucleotides. RefSeq lists its product as uncharacterized. The transcript has a single exon. Lineage: Eukaryota; Fungi; Ascomycota; Dothideomycetes; Pleosporales; Didymosphaeriaceae. The record is from RefSeq and is a predicted model, not a curated record. Bases 136 to 423 code for a protein of 95 amino acids.